Messenger RNA from Rhinocladiella mackenziei CBS 650.93, 297 nucleotides. RefSeq lists its product as uncharacterized. The record is from RefSeq and is a predicted model, not a curated record. Lineage: Eukaryota; Fungi; Ascomycota; Eurotiomycetes; Chaetothyriales; Herpotrichiellaceae. The coding region runs from base 1 to 297 and encodes 98 amino acids. The transcript has a single exon.
AUGCCUAGUAAUCCCGACAGAUGUGACUACUUCCUCCGCUUCAGCUCGAAGAUUAGCGGGCGCCUGACGACCCCGGCUGAACCGUACAUCAGAAACGUGUAUGCGAUUGCAAAGAGACAUUUUGGCAGCAGAGUCCACUUCUGGCAUGAGAUGAAUGAGACCGAGGACGAGCUGCAAUGGGGCUGUUACGAUUGGGAGGAAGUGCACGAUGCGAGUGAAAAGCUUAGAGAACUGGAGAAACAGGACAAGCUCACCUCGGCACAGCAGCUACAUGAGCACGUCGCCGAUAUCGUGUGA